Molecule: messenger RNA, 1191 nt
Organism: Kickxella alabastrina
Lineage: Eukaryota; Fungi; Kickxellomycota; Kickxellomycetes; Kickxellales; Kickxellaceae
Exons: 2
Source: RefSeq, a predicted model, not a curated record
AAUAAACAUUUAGGCUCUUGUUGUUAUUUUCUUGUUUUCACUAGCAACUAAACUAUAACUACACGGCCUCUAGUUAAAAAUACUUUGCCACGACGAAACUAGGCACUUUUCAAGUCGCUAUACGGACAGCAACACGUACGUAGGGCGGGUGGUAAAUCACAAGCAAAUAAGACAAUUAUAUCAAAAAAGCUUUUAGAAACCAGCAUGGCGGAAGAAAAGAACAACCACAACAGCCCAAUGGACAUGAGCGGCAUAAGUCAGAGCACGGAUUCACCGCUACUAUCCUCCAUAUUCAGUAGCAUGGGAGGCGGCAAUAGUGGGAUGCUUGGAAGCGGGGUAUCGACAAACGAUAGUCUAGACCUAUUGUCUAUUCUUCCUAGUAGCAACAACAACAACAACAACAACAAUGGUUCUGUAAACACCCUCGGCAUAACACCGAUGCCGUUGGAUCCGGACAUUGACCAGCUGAUGAAGUCUCUGGGCGACAUUAAGGACGCACCCAAGGUUACAGAUGACGAACUGAAUAAGCUGCUAGGAAGUAUUAACGUGAGCUUUUCUAGCAGUAUGCCGAUGGGCUCGAACAUGAGCAGCGUGAGUGAUUCAGAUUCACUGGCCGCGCUGGGCAGGGACUUGGGGAUUGAUUUGAGCUCACCCGUACCCAUGUCGACAUCGACACCAUUGGCGGCUAUGGGUGACGGUCUGUCUCUAUCAUCGUUUACGCCGUCCAUGACGCAUGGGGCAUCGCAGGGGAUGUUUGGCAUCCAGAAUACACCGUCGAUGCCGGGCUCACCGGGGAUGGCGGGGCAUAUGGCUAGGUCAUCGCCUUCUGUGUCGCAGCAGGUGCAGUUCCGGCCGGCAACACCUAGGCCCUCACCCUUACUUCAGAGGCCGAUGAGCAACCCCCAGGCAGCCCGGCGGCCACCGCCAUCACAAACACCUCAGCCACAAACGCAGUCACAACCACAGCCACAAUCACAGUCGCAGAUGCAGACACACGCAAAUGCCAUGGAACCCAACAAGACACCUCAGCAACAGAGACCGGCAACUUCAAACACUAAUGGGGCGCAAAUGUCAGCAAUGUCGGGAUCGUCUAUGAUGCAGCAACAGCAACAGCAACAACAGCAACAUCAAAAUCAAAUCUUACAGCAGCAACAGCGUCCCCAAAGGCCACAGAAUCCCAUGAUGAACAAC